Messenger RNA from Rubroshorea leprosula, 2675 nucleotides. NCBI's taxonomy places the organism in Eukaryota, Viridiplantae, Streptophyta, Magnoliopsida, Malvales, Dipterocarpaceae. The record is from the annotation of a GenBank genome assembly.
GGACCCAAUUUGUUAUGUGGUAUACAACUCUUAACAUUUAAAGUUCCUUAGCCUGUGUUUACGCUUAGGGAAUGUGUGGAGAAAUUGCAGCUACUAAAGACUCCAGAGGAGCGUCAACGCAGACUGGAGGAGAUUCCAGAAAUAAAUGCUGACCCAAAUAUGGAUCCAAGUUAUGAGUCUGAAGAAGAUGAAGAUGAAACAGACAAUAGGAAAAAUGAUAGCUAUAUGAGGCCAAGGGGCAGUAGCUUUAGCAGGAGAGGGAGGGAAGCAGUUUCUCCUCAGAAAGGAGGUUUUGGUUCAAGUGAUUCUUGGAGUGGGACAAGAAAUUACCCUAGCACAAAUAGAGAAUUAAGCAGAAACCUCUCUAGUAAAGGUAUCUCGAGCAAGGAUGAUUCUGUUGGAGCUGUUGAGAUGGGGAAUGAAAAUUUAUGGAUUUUAGGACAAGACAGAGAAACAAAACAACCAAACAGUUGGGAUAAGCCAAAAACUCCACUAAAUUUGGAGACUGGUGCUAGGAAUACCCACUCUAUGGUAAUGCCAGAACCAUCUUCUAAGAUUUUGCCAGAAGUUUCACCUGCAACUCCUUCUGGAGCAACAACUGCUGGCCAAAUUAAUGAAACAGAGAAAAUGUGGCAUUAUCAAGAUCCGUCAGGAAAGAUUCAAGGACCAUUUUCAAUGGUGCAGCUGCGUAAAUGGAAUAAAAAUGGGUAUUUUCCUGUAGAUUUGAGAAUUUGGAGGAAAACUGAGAUGCAAGAUGACUCUAUACCUCUAACUGAUGCAUUGGCUGGAAAGUUUCAACAGGACACUGCAUUGGUGACUGACAUCUUUUCAAAGGCUCAAAUGGCUUCUUAUUCUGGGAACCUUCUUCAUGCACCGUUGCAACAAGGAAUUGAGGAUCAAGCUGGUGAGGGAUUGAAGUUUGAUCAAAAUUAUGCAGCUUGGAGUCCACAUCGCACUGUGGGUUCUUUAGGCCAAUCAGCUGGAGAAAGCUGGAAAUCUCAACCGGAAGUCCAUUCUACAGGCCGUGCUGCUCCAUCUUCACUUGAGGUCCCAAAGCAUUCUCAAGAUGCUUGGGGUUCUGAAACCAAUCUUCCCUCUCCCACUCCAAACCAACCUGCUACAGCUGUGACAAGGGGUCAAGCCUUGGAAAGUAAAUUGUCACCUAAAUCCGUUCAGCCUUCAGGUUCUCUUUCUGUAGCCAAUCUAUUCCGAGGAGAUACUGGUUUGCAACCUCAUGCUGUAGGGUUUUCAGAGAGUGGGAGUCCAGCACCUAAGCCUGAAACAAGUAUGCUGUUGAGCUCUGCAAAUGCUCAUCAAAUGCAUUCACAAUUGAUGGUGUCAAGUGAAUCACAAAGGAUGCUGGUCAAUGUUCAAACCUCUAUUAAUUCAGGUGCUGAUGAUGUGAGAAAUGCAGGUGCAUCUCUUCAAAACUUGGUUCAACCUGUGAGUAGUCAUACUCCUCUUGAAACUCAUAGAUGGGGUUCCGGCUCAGUUUCAAGACCAGAUAUGGUUGCUCCAAGCUCUGUACCAGCAGCUGCAGUUCAAGCAUGGGGCAGUGCUUCGUCUCAAAAGCUAGAUCCCAAUACUUCACUUUCUAUGCCUGCUCAGCCUGUUGCAUAUGGUAACUGGAACAAUGCUUCAUCUUCUGGCCACAAUUCUUCUGCAUCUGUUGGCACGGGAAAUCCAGUUGGGAGUUUCCCCAUUCCAGGACAAAUGGGGUUGCCUGCAUCUGAUUCUUGGAGGCCUCCAGUUCAAGGUCAGCCAAAUGUCCAGCCUCCUACUCUGCCCAACCUGUCUUGGGGCAUUGGUGCUGCAGAUAACCAAAAUGGUGCUCCAAGACCAGUGGCUGGGAAUCAGAACCCUGGUUGGGGGCCAAUGCCAGGAAACCCAAAUAUGGGAUGGGGGGCACCUGUACCCAUGAAUACAAAUGUUAACUGGGGAGCUGGCAAUCAAGGGUCAGCUCCUGUAAAUGCAAACCCAGGCUGGGCUGCACCAGUGCAAGGGCAAAUGCCUACAAGUGUAAAUUCAGGUUGGGUUGCGCCAGGAAACACAAUGCCAGGGUGGGUACCAACCGGUCAAGCUCCACUGUUCGGUAAUGCAGGUUCAGGAUGGGUUGCUGCACCUGGUCAAGGGGCAGCACUAGGAAAUGCUAAUCCUGGUUGGGCAGCACCCCAGAACCCAGGGAAUACAGCAAUGUGGGGAAAUGAACAGAAUCCUAAUGGCGAUAGGGGCUCCCAGGGUGGAGAUUCUGGAUAUGGUGGAGCUAAACCUUACAAUCGACAGCCAUCAUUCGGCACCGGAGGAGGUUCUUCCAGGCCUCCCUUUAAUAAAGCACAGAGAGUGUGCCAAUACCAUAAACAUGGGCACUGCAAAAAAGGGGCUCAAUGCGAUUAUCUGCACACUUAAAUUUUUGCCAACUUAGAGCAGUAGAGCCGACUGUGUACAGUAAUCCUAUUUUCCUGAAUUCCAACAGUAAUGUUCUUUUGAUGCCUUCAUACAUGUAAAAACCCUUUUUUGUAGUAUGACAUCUCUUGUGAGAUUUAGCUAUUUUCUGCAGAUAAACAAUCUCAAGACAAUCCAAGUAAACAUUUCAACAAAAUAGGUCGAGAUGGCAUGCCCUGUAGGAGAGAGGGAGAAAUUGAGGUUAAUGGAUUGAAUAAAAUUUUUCUAGAUCU